Gossypium arboreum is the source of this 1089-nucleotide messenger RNA. RefSeq lists its product as uncharacterized. The coding region runs from base 111 to 659 and encodes 182 amino acids. The transcript has 2 exons. NCBI's taxonomy places the organism in Eukaryota, Viridiplantae, Streptophyta, Magnoliopsida, Malvales, Malvaceae. The record is from RefSeq and is a predicted model, not a curated record.
CCGUAUACUUGUCAACGUAAUGCACCCCCACACGUUCAGUGUAAUGAAGCCAAUGAAUAGAUGAAACAAUUGCCUGCCAUCAAGUUGUUGCCAAGUGUAUUCUUAUUUAUAUGCUCACCUUCCUUCACUCUGUUCCUCACAUUCACUCCUCAGCUACCCCUCACUUCACUUGUAUCCACCACAAGCUUCAUUGCAGAAACACCAUUGUUGCUGCUUCUGCCUUUGAUAUAGGUGAACCCAAGAUUCCAGGUUAUAAAAAGGAUCGGGAGGAUAUUGGAGGGUUCAGCAUGAUAAAGCAAUCAGCUACUAGAAACCAGAGGUACAAAGGGUUUAAGGUCAAGCAUUUUGUGCAUAUGUGUGCCUUGCUUGCCCUUUGCAUCUGGUUGCUGAACCAAUUUAGAAACACUUACGAAAAGAAGGGCAUUGGAAUUGUCCAAAAUGGGAUGAAUGAAGAUGGAGCAAUUAAACUUGGGAGGAAGGCCCUUGAUCCUCAAGUACAAGGGUGGUCUGCGGUGAACAACGGAACCGGAGAUGUUGAAGGUGAGAUAGAUGGGGAGAAAGCCGAAGGAGAAGAAAAUGAAGUUGAGGAUCUAAUCGAUGAAGAAGAUACCGACAAGGAAAACGAAACUGUGGAUUUAGUUAUGGAGGAAAUAGUUUAGAAUGAUGAAAAGCAAAGUGGUAAAGCAAAAUCACGGCUCUUUCAACCCAUGCUAUAAGACCACAGAAUAGAAUGGGAAUCAUACCAUCACCAAGAAGCGGAGAAUUGAUUCUUUCUUGCAAAUAGCAGACAAGGUUGACAUUUAUAUGAUGCUGCUUUUUUCUUCUUUCCUCAGAAUUAUAGACUAUAGCGGCUGCAGAACUGCACAAAAUGGUUUAGCAUUUGUCAAGAUUGGCAAUGAAUGAUUAGGAAGAAACAAAACCUGUGUAGUGUUGUAUGAAGAAGAGUGUAACUUGUAAAAAUAUGACUUCAUAUUGUUCAAAGCAUGCUUCUUUUGGAUAUCAGAAAUUAGAGUAGGUUUUAAUCAAUAAACACGUCAGAAUGUAGGGAAUUCUACCCAAAGCAAUAAAAGGUAACGUUUUUACUAAGAA